UUCCAGUGGUUGUGAUUGCAGUCUGGAUCUGAAAAGGGUGCAUAAUUAGUGGGCCCGAUUGGCGGAAGAAUGGGGUAUUCCACAUGUAAGAGUAUUCAUCGUACCAUCACACUAAAAGAAGUUUAAUUUUUGUACUUAUUGGUAAGCUAUCUCAUCGUCCUGUUAGCCCACAUAUCCGGCCGACUGCACAAUUAACUUGGCCAAGCUUAUCGAAUGCUUAGCACAUUUCUGUUCCCAAUCGACCCUCUCCAAAGUGCAGACAAUUGGCCAAAACUUGCACACCUCAUUUUCCGUUUCCGGCCAAAGCAAGCCUUUUCCACCGUAAGGUACAAAGCCCAUUAACCACCCGGAACCUAAAACCCAUCCCUCCUAGAAUCCGCAGUCGCGUGUGCGUGAGUCCGUUGUGGAUAUUGCAUUGGAUAUAUUCCGCACUUGGCGCCAUGUGAAUGACCCAAAUAAUCCAAACAAACUGAAAAGUUUUCCGAAUGUGUAAACGUGGCUGAAAUGGUGUAACUUGCCAGUCCCUGUACCCAGUUCCCUGUCUCUGUCCUGCCCCUGCCAUUGAGCUCGUUUUCACUUGGAGCAUAAAUUGUAGCAUUGUGUGAUGUUAUGUUGAGGUAAAUUCCUCGGUGCCAUGCAUCGGUCUUCCCCAUCCCCCCUGUUUUUCCAGUUGUUAGGCAGAGGUUGUUUGGUGGGCUCCCAGGCCAGGCGCUUCUCCGAACUCUAUGCUUAGUCCUUCGAAGGCUCUGACUGAGCACGGUUGCUUCGGUCCGGUGGAGUUUCUGGAGUGCUUGGCUUGAACAAUGCCCAGUGACAAUCAUUUGCAUCACCACCACUUGGGACACAGUGGUGGGCUGUCGCCCCAUCAUCAUCAUUUGUUGGAUACAUCCUGUGGCACUGCGGGUAUCUCAGUAACCGAGCACCAUCAUGGUCUGGACAUAACCACCACUUUGCGCAGUGAACUGGCUGCUCUGUCCUACAAGAAGGAACGGUUAACUGGAGAGCUUGCUGAAACGAGAACUGCUUUGUGCAGCAAGGAUGCGGACAUCGAGAAUCUACGUUCGCAGGCUGCCAGACAAACGGCCCUCAUCGGAUCCCUCCAGAGCCGCCUCCAAAAUGCGGAGAGUCGAGAGCAGGCGGUACAGGCCAGGUGCGAUUCCACUAUCCAGACAGUGCAGCGAGAGAAGCGAAGCUCCGACGAGAGAAACAAGGAGCUCAUCUGCAAGAUCCAGCAUCUGGAGUCGCAUGUGGCCAGCGAGGAGUCCCACAAGGAACAGGCUCAGGCCCAGUUGCAUGACCUCCUCCGGCGCCUGAGCAUAAGCCUUGGAUUGGGGGUGGAGGUGUGCGAGGGCGGCCCGAAGAACGCCCAUGCUACGCCCGAGUGCAUCGUAUCGCGGGCCGAAGAGGUGAUGGUGGAGCUGCAGCGAGCCAAGGCCAAGAUCAGCUCCACCUGCGACACCCUCAGCUCCUGCGAGAACGAGCUGCUCAACCUCAAGUCAUUGGCUAACAUCGAGAAGCAACGUCUGACGGCACAGUUGGAUGGGGCUGGAAACCACAAUCACGAGCUCGAAGGACGUUGCCGGCAGUAUGAAAGGGAUCUGCAGAUCCAGAGGGAUCGCCUCACGGAGUCGGAGAUCAACGGAGAGAAGCUCAAGGAGGAGCUACGGGGCUUUGAGUCGCGCUGUCACAGACUCCAGAACAACCUGGACAGGAUUCAGGGCGAUCGACUCCAGUUCUUGAGGGGACUAAGCAACAUGCUCAAUGUUCCCGAGCCCUGCGAGACUCUCAUAAAGGAGAAACUUAGGGAAACUCUGGCGGAGAACCAGGCCAUGCAUGCGCAAAUGCAUUCUCUCCGAGAUCAGCUUACUUCGGAGCACGAGAAGCUAAAGGAGACCCAACAGACGACCGAGUGCCGCCUCCGCUCUGGGGAGGCACAAAAAUGCGAGCUUUCCGAGCGACUGGAGAAGUGUCACGCCGAGAUUCAUACGCUACGGAAGGAUCACAUGGGCCUGUCGGAGUUCCUACAGCGCCUGGCCACCGCUAUGAACUGGAGCGAAUGCUCCGCCCCGCCUGCUUUGGGCGCGGACACCAAUCUGAUGGCCGAGAGUCUGCUGGAGCGGGCCGAGCGUCUGACAGCCCAUUGCGAGCACGAGGUGUCCCACCACCACCAUCAUCACCACUCGCCGGAGAAGGGCGGCUGCUGUGAUCACGCACACCAUGGCCAGGGGAAGCUGCGGCGGGAGAGGUCGUGCCACGACAUUCCUCUAAAGGAGAGCAGCAGUGUCUACAAUCUGCAGCGCAGGGUGCGCGUGCUCAGAGAGCAAGUGCAGCGACGGGAUCUACAUCUGGAGCUCCUGCGCCGCAAGUUGGCCAUCAUCGAGGACGGAGCCCGUGGAAAGUGCAUGCUCCAGGGCGAGCGGGAUGACGCGGUGUGCCGCGCCAAGAAGGCUGCCAAGCAGGUGGACAAGUUGAGCGCCCAGCUGGCGGACGCCCGAUCCCAAAUCGCGGAGGUGAAGGCUCAGCUGGCUGAGGCCGUGGAGUACAAGAUCACCUCGCUGGAGAGGGCCCGCAAGAUCGACGAGCUGUCUACCCAAAUGUGCGACCUGGAGGAUGAGAAGACUCGGCUCCUUUCCCAGCUGAAUGCAAUGAAGGAGCGCUUGAAGUCCUCCUGUGAGUCCAACCAGAAUCGCCGGUGCCGCGAUGAAGCGUUGAUUAAUUCCAUGCGCGACGAUGUAAACCGCCUGAGCUCGCAGCUCUCGGAUGCCAACCAGCGCCUGUCCCACCUGCAGUCCUUCCGCACCUCGGUGGCAAGGACCCUGCAUCUGAGAGACCUACCGGAAACCGAUCUGUUGCAUCGCCUCCAGGCCCUGUGCUCCGCCCAUCAGGAGUUUACGCUAUUGUCAAAACGGUACGAGGCCGCUUCCCCCGUUGGGGAUCAUCCGUGUCCGCGGUAUGACGACCCGAUACCCCCCACCGCCCACUGCCGACCUCCCAGGGACCUCAGUCCGCCGGGCUUCCACCACAAGACCCCCACUCAUCAUCCGUCAGAGCACCAUCAUGGGUCGAACAGCCACAUCCACAACCACAGUGGUCACGGGCAUGGACACGGACACGGACAUGGAUCUGUAUCCGGAUCCCAUGCCAGACGGCAGCGCAGUAAGAGCAGGGACAAGCGGCUCCACGACGAGUGCUUCGACUCGGAUGUGCAUCGUCUGCACCAUGGCUGCAAGGAGGAGCUUCUGGCCACCGGAUCCGAGGACGACUUCGACUUCAAGAGCAAGUACUGCUGAGAGGACUCUGAGAACUAAACCCAUCCGCUAUGCAUUUAUAUAUUUUCUGAAUAAAUUGCUAAUCAAAAUUUAUGGGA
Molecule: messenger RNA, 3367 nt
Organism: Drosophila ananassae
Lineage: Eukaryota; Metazoa; Arthropoda; Insecta; Diptera; Drosophilidae
Product: coiled-coil domain-containing protein 170
Exons: 5
Coding region: 804-3290 (828 amino acids)
Source: RefSeq, a predicted model, not a curated record